AUGCGUCGCACUGCAUUGCGGGCGGUCGAAUCCGCAAAGCCUCUGACCAGAGCUCCUCAUUCGGCGAGAAGCUUUGCUACUCAGCGCAACUCCGCUAAGGACCCCUCCGAGCUCGAUCAAGUAACCACACUCCCGAAUGGAGUUCGCGUCGCCACAGAAUCAUUAUCGGGUCCCUUUGCUGGUGUUGGAGUCUACGUCGAUGCCGGUUCUCGUUACGAAGAUGCAAGCCUGCGUGGUGUCAGUCAUAUCAUGGACCGGUUAGCCUUCAAGUCUACAAAGUCGCGCUCAAGUGAUGAGAUGCUAGAGGUCAUGGAGACCCUGGGUGGUAGUCUUCAAUGCGUGUCUUCGCGAGAGUCAUUGAUGUACCAGUCCGCGAGUUUCAACUCAACGGUUCCUCAAACUCUCGGUAUUCUCGCAGAAACCAUCCGGGAUCCUCUCAUCACCGAGCAAGAGGUUCUCGAACAACUUGCCACAGCAGAGUAUGAGAUUGGCGAGAUUUGGGCGAAGCCGGAACUCAUCCUGCCGGAGCUUGUCCACAUGACAGCUUACAAGGAUAACACACUCGGUAACCCUCUGCUGUGUCCAGAGGAGAGGCUAGGUGAAAUCAACAAAGCAGUUGUGGAGCGCUACCGGGAGGUCUUCUUCAACCCGGACCGCAUGGUUGUCGCUUUUGCCGGCGUGCCCCACGCCGAGGCCGUCCAGCUCACACAGCAAUACUUUGGAGACAUGAAGAGCCGCGACGUUGCUCACGGCAAGGGACCCGUUCUUUCUGGUUCCGGAAUUGAUACCACACUCUCCGAUUCCCCUACUGUCGCCAGAGAGGGUCAGAUCCCAACUGUCCCCCAGUUCACAGCUUCGUCGACCGUCAGCACACCAGCCGCCUCGCAAAACACUCAUUCCUCCCUCCUCUCGAAGCUUCCCUUCCUCAAGAAUUUCUCUGGAUCACAAAAGCACAACUCGGUUGAGCCACUCCACCCCUCGUUGAUUGAACCAUCUGCAUUGGAUCUCCGUCGCCCCGCUCACUACACUGGUGGUUUUAUCGCCCUUCCUAUCAUUCCGCCGCCGGCAAACCCUAUGCUGCCUCGGUUGAGCUACAUUCACCUUGCUUUCGAGGCCCUCCCUAUCGAUUCUCCUGAUAUUUACGCCCUUGCUACUCUUCAGACCCUCUUGGGUGGUGGUGGCUCUUUCUCUGCCGGUGGUCCCGGCAAGGGCAUGUACUCUAGACUCUACACCAACGUUCUUAACCAGCACGGAUGGGUCGAGAGCUGCAUUGCUUUUAACCACAGCUACACGGACAGCGGUGUCUUCGGUAUUUCUGCCUCCUGCAGCCCUACCCGCACAACAGAGAUGCUUGAGGUUAUGUGCCGCGAACUGCAGGCGCUUACCCUGGACAAUGGAUACUCUGCUCUGCAAACCCAGGAGGUGAACCGUGCGAAGAACCAGCUUCGAUCAUCCCUUCUCAUGAAUCUCGAGUCUCGCAUGGUUGAGCUCGAGGAUCUUGGACGCCAGGUCCAGGUGCACGGCCGUAAGGUCAGCGUCAAGGAGAUGUGCAACCAGAUUGAGGCUUUGACUGUUCAAGAUCUCCGCCGCGUGGCGAGCCAGGUCUUUGGCGGUCACGUGCAGAACAAGGGCAAGGGAACUGGCAAGCCUACUGUCGUGUUGCAGGAGGGCGAGGUAGAGGGAUACAAGCAGCGGAAUUUCCCCUGGGAAGAGAUCCAAGAGCGCAUUGCUCGAUGGAAGCUUGGUCGGCGGUAA
Molecule: messenger RNA, 1755 nt
Organism: Penicillium verhagenii
Lineage: Eukaryota; Fungi; Ascomycota; Eurotiomycetes; Eurotiales; Aspergillaceae
Product: mitochondrial-processing protease subunit alpha
Exons: 2
Coding region: 1-1755 (584 amino acids)
Cellular component (GO): mitochondrion
Molecular function (GO): metalloendopeptidase activity; metal ion binding
Source: RefSeq, a predicted model, not a curated record